Eubalaena glacialis (North Atlantic right whale) is the source of this 599-nucleotide messenger RNA. It is a transcript of the gene LAMTOR5, whose product is annotated as late endosomal/lysosomal adaptor, MAPK and MTOR activator 5. Gene Ontology annotation, molecular function: guanyl-nucleotide exchange factor activity. Gene Ontology annotation, cellular component: lysosome; cytoplasm; Ragulator complex. Lineage: Eukaryota; Metazoa; Chordata; Mammalia; Artiodactyla; Balaenidae. Bases 74 to 349 code for a protein of 91 amino acids. The transcript has 4 exons. Gene Ontology annotation, biological process: positive regulation of TORC1 signaling; cellular response to amino acid stimulus. The record is from RefSeq and is a predicted model, not a curated record.
GCCCGCUCGCGUCAUGUGACCGACCGAAGGGCACCCGAGACCAGCGGCGAAGAAGGAGGCGACUCGCGGCGAGAUGGAGGCAACCUUAGAGCAGCACUUGGAGGACACAAUGAAGAAUCCAUCCAUUGUUGGAGUCCUGUGCACAGAUUCACAAGGACUCAAUUUGGGCUGCCGUGGAACCCUGUCAGAUGAGCAUGCUGGGGUGAUAUCUGUUUUAGCCCAGCAAGCAGCUAAGCUAACCUCAGACCCCACUGAUAUUCCUGUGGUGUGUCUAGAAUCAGAUAAUGGGAACAUUAUGAUCCAGAAACACGAUGGCAUCACAGUGGCAGUGCACAAAAUGGCCUCUUGACAUCUUGUAUCAGUUCUCCAGCAGCUUGUCAUGGGGACUCAAUCGUACCUUAUGUGAAUUAUCUUAUAGAGCUAUUAGAGUUCCAGUAAUUAGGCCAUUCAUGUAAUGUGCAUUGGGCACUUUUCUAUUAAUUUUAGAGUAAGCUGCUUUUUGACACUCUGUGGAUUGACUUAUCAAAAUACUAGUUAAGGGAAGUAUGUUUUGAAGCAACAGGUUUAGGUCACUUUGUAUACAGAAUUUUGUUAUGUUU